AAAGAAAUGGGGCCAGCCCACCAAUUACUGCCAGGGUCUGCAGCUGCCACUUUAAGGAUGGGGAUAAGAAUGCAGGCCCAACGAUAUUCAAGAGACAACGAAAUCCCAUGUACAAACACCUGUGGGUAACUCCUAAGAUAAAAACCAAAAAACCUCGUAGAUCAUUGGAGGAAUUUGUGACGGCUUGUGUGGAUGACCCAGCUUGUGUAGAUGACCCCAGCCAACAAGAAAUGCUUAGCCCGACUAAAUCCAUUGAUGGCGGCUUCCAUGUAGGUGAUGCAAUCCAUGAGACUCCUCAGAAAAAACAAAAACCGCCAAGCACAAUUAAGUCACCCAGUGGUGUGUGGGAAGUUAUGGAAGAAAUUAAUGGUGUUUGUGAACUUCGGCCAUUGAGAGAGUCACCACAAGCUGUGCCGCUAGAUUUUUAUGCUGUUGCUGAGACAACUCAUUGCAAAAAAAAGUUUAUUUCCAAAGGAUUGCAAAGUGUGCUGCAAGGACCCCUGUCGAUGCUCUGAGGAGCUGCAAAAGUGCAAGCAGUCACUCGACGAGGCAAGAAAAUUAAUUUCAGAGCUAUACCAGAAACAAGCUAUUUCAACAGA
Messenger RNA from Thrips palmi, 599 nucleotides. RefSeq lists its product as uncharacterized. The record is from RefSeq and is a predicted model, not a curated record. Lineage: Eukaryota; Metazoa; Arthropoda; Insecta; Thysanoptera; Thripidae. Bases 108 to 515 code for a protein of 135 amino acids. The transcript is spliced from 5 exons.